This is a messenger RNA of Auanema sp. JU1783, 1077 nucleotides long. The record is from the annotation of a GenBank genome assembly. NCBI's taxonomy places the organism in Eukaryota, Metazoa, Nematoda, Chromadorea, Rhabditida, Rhabditidae.
AUGUCUGAUGAAUUAGAUGAAAUUGACCUAGCUGCUCAAUCCUGUACAGAAACGUCGUAUUUUGACUUGCAUGAUGGGGAAACUGAUGUGGAAAUAGUUACGGAGAAUGAUCCCUAUCCUACUGAUCUAAAAGAUGAAACUUUAUUCCCAGGAGUUGAGCCUGGAGCGGAUAGUGAUUGUCAAGAAAGCGAUUUUUCAGAUGCUGAAGGAGUUGAACUGCCUCGAGGUCUUCCUUCAGGUGGUGAUAACCUAUGCGUAUCUUUCAUCCAGGAGGACAUUAAGCUGAGAGAGGAGGAACCUGUUCCUGAACUUGAUCCAGAGUUGAAAAAAACUUUGCAUUUUCUAGAAUGUCUUAAAAGAGACGGAGAAUGGGGACGAAACUUAACGAAUGAAGUAAAAAUAAGUAUUGAUCGAUUUUCUUUAAAUAAAACGUUGGACGUCAUCGGAAUUCUUACGAAAUAUACUAACAAUCGUCCACGACUAUGCACUGUAAUGUCAAAGAAGAUGAAUGAGCAUUCCCUCGAAAAAAUUAUGGAGAUCGCCAUUGGCUCUUUGGCCGAAGAGUCUGCUUCACCUCUAAUUAAUUCAAUGCUCCGAUUAUAUUUUAAAAAUCCUCUCGAGAAGCUCAGAGAUCUGUGCAAAAUGGUUUUUUCAAUUUCUCAGAAAGUUCCGAAUUGCCACGUGGAGCACGGGGAUAUUUUCGGAGAAGCUGAAGUAAAUCGAUCAAAAAAGAGGUUUCGAACUUCUGAUUUACGUUCGUAUUUUGAUAAUGAGCACCAUGCUCGGAGCUUGAACUUUAAGAUUUUAGCAUCUUUCACAGUUUACAUAAAGAAUGUUCGUAAUAAGGAUAUAUCAAUACGUUGGAUAGACGAACCAAAAAUGGAAGGACGAGCGACGUAUAUCCAAUUGGAACAUUUCGGAUAUCCGGAGAAACGCGUAUCAUUCGGGACUCAAAGAGUAGACACUUGGGUUGAAAUCGGAGAAGGAAAGGAAAUGAUCUCAACCAAACACGCUUUACCAUCUGUACAUGACCUCAUUGAAUAUUUGGAAAGACGGAGCGCUUCAAAUCAAAGAUGA